This is a messenger RNA of Andrographis paniculata, 1555 nucleotides long. RefSeq names its product chorismate mutase 1, chloroplastic. The coding region runs from base 379 to 1347 and encodes 322 amino acids. Gene Ontology annotation, molecular function: chorismate mutase activity. Lineage: Eukaryota; Viridiplantae; Streptophyta; Magnoliopsida; Lamiales; Acanthaceae. The record is from RefSeq and is a predicted model, not a curated record. Gene Ontology annotation, biological process: aromatic amino acid biosynthetic process; chorismate metabolic process. The transcript is spliced from 6 exons. Gene Ontology annotation, cellular component: cytoplasm.
UAAAUUUUGGUAUAUUCGUCGCAGUUGCAGUAUCGAAAUCAGUAAGUAUCACUAUCAGAUCGAUGGAUGUUUGGUUUCGAUGAGAGCAUGUGGUAGGCUUUUACGAAUUACGCCUUGACCAAACCUAGAAAGUUGUAAAAUGGUUUGGGAGAUUACGGGAAUUAGGGAAAUUCACAAAAUCUACCUACCAACUUUUCAACUACUACCUCGCACUCACCACCGCACCACCAAACACGCCAGCCCAACGCAACGCCACGCCACGCCAGCCUCAUAUCUUUCCCGUUGCGUAAUAGGAAGCUACUUCCUUUUCGCUUUCUGCCUUUUCUGUUAUAGCGCUCUCAUUGUUUGGUCGCAGUUUGUUUUUAAUUAGAUUGGGGAAUGGAGGCGAAGCUGUUGGGUGCGGCCACGGCGUCUCUUCUUAGCCCUCGUGGUUCUGAAAUUUCGAGGCGCUGUUGCUUACUUUCUGGCCAGUUAUCGGAUAAGCGGCGUCGAUUGCGAUUUGAGAAAUUAGGGUUCUCGUCGGAGGGCAUUGCUGCAAUUCCAUCUGCUGUGGGUACCGUUGGGCUUGCCCCAAAACAGAGGGUUGACGAGACAGAGUUUUACACUCUUGAGGGGAUCAGAAGCUCCUUGAUUCGACAAGAGGAUAGUAUUAUAUUCAGUCUCGUUGAGAGAGCACAGUAUUGUUACAAUGAAGAAACAUAUGAUCCAUCUGCUUUCUCCAUUGAUAGAUUUCAUGGUUCUUUGGUUGAAUAUAUGGUCAGAGAAACCGAAAAGCUUCAUGCAAAGAUGGGAAGAUACCGAAGUCCAGACGAGCAUCCUUUCUUCACAAAUGACUUACCUGAGCCAUUGCUUCCUCCAAUGGAGUACCCACAGGUUCUGCAUCCUGCAGCUGAUUCUAUCAAUAUUAAUGUCCAAGUGUGGGAUAUGUACUUCAAAAAUCUCCUCCCUAGAUUAGUUAAAGAAGGUGAUGAUGGCAAUUAUGGUUCUGCUGCCACUUCCGACACGAUAUGCCUGCAGGUUCUGUCAAAGAGAAUCCAUUACGGAAAAUUUGUAGCCGAAGCCAAAUUCCGUGCUUCUCCUGAUGUCUACAAAGCUGCCAUAAAAGCACAAGAUAGAGCUCGGCUGAUGGAUCUACUGACGUAUCCUGAGGUGGAAGAGGCGAUCAAGAAUAGAGUGGAGAUGAAGACCCGUCGAUGUGGGCAAGAUGUCACUGCCAAUGAAGUUGAUGGCAAUACUGAUCCUGUCUACAAAAUUAAUCCAACCCUGGUAGCCAGUUUAUACGGCGACUGGAUCAUGCCACUGACGAAGCAAGUCCAGGUCGAGUAUCUGUUAAAGAGGCUGGAUUGAUGGAAACAAAGAAUAAGAGAACAUCACAAGGUAUCUGUAGUCGUCCUGUCAUAUAUACCGUAUGCAGCCUCUGUUCUAUUCAUUUGUAGUAUUUUUUUCAUUCUGCUGUCUAUAGAUUUACACAAUGGACUCCCACAACAUUCUGUCGAAGAAUUCUAGGUUGAUAUGAAUGGUGUUCAUAGUACAUUCAACGAAUUAUUUGGUGAUC